Molecule: messenger RNA, 1155 nt
Organism: Diorhabda sublineata
Lineage: Eukaryota; Metazoa; Arthropoda; Insecta; Coleoptera; Chrysomelidae
Exons: 3
Coding region: 396-1028 (210 amino acids)
Source: RefSeq, a predicted model, not a curated record
AGUGAUAUGAUCGCCAUCAAUAAAAAAUGUCCAGUGACCAUCCUCGGCGUCACCUUUUUAUACGGAUCUCACAAUCUGUUUAAGUACAUAGAAAAAAAAGGAGUUGAACAGAUUUGUCCCAUGAAAAGUUUCACUGAAAAAAUUUAUUGAGUCGAUUUAUAUUUUUUUGUUUAUAAAGCAACGUUGAAGUGAUAUAUUUCUGUGAGAAAAGUUUCUUAGGCAGGGUUGUAAAAAAUACCUCUAGAUUUCUAAUAGUAUUAGAGAUUGAUUGAAAUUAUUUUAUUAAACUAUUAAACUUGUAUGUUUUCCCUCCAGUAAUUUUUACUUUAUAUUGUACGUGCCUAAUAUAUUUUUUCAUCUAUUCAUGGGUGACUGUGAAUUUAGCUCAAUUCAAGAUGAAAUUCCCUGCGGUACUGUUGUUAGCUGCUACACUUGUGUUGUCACCAUCAUCACUUGACUGCCAGAAAAGUGAAGAGUUUCCAGGCUUGGCUGGGAAGCUAUCAACUUCACUAAAAUAUCUAGUUGCAAAUUUGCCGCAGAAACAUAUUUAUGAACAAAUAAAGAAAAUUAAAGAUGUCUGUAACCAAGAAAUUGAUUGCCAGGAUGUUGCAGCACUGACCGAACCUAUUUCGUUAUCGUUAUCCAAAUUGGUAGUUUUGCGUCCAGUAACUUUUAAAGAAAUUUUGAGUUUAGCAAUAGAAUUUGACGUAGUUAUUCUCCAGUUUGUACUAUGUCCUCUUUCAGAGAGUAUGGAACCAAGUCAAUAUAAAGAAAUAUUAAAUGCACUUAUGCCCAAUCAUGGAACUAACUUAACUACGUACACUAUCGAUUUUCAUGAGGAGAAAUGCAUUUUAAAGGAUAUCCAAGAUAACGAAAUUGAUUGUAACCCUUCUUAUGACGAAGAUCAAUCACCUUUUAGUAUUAUAAAGAAAAUUUUAUCCCAAGACAAUUUAGCUGCUAUAGAUAUCACUUAUUUACUUAUAAAUUUUUGCUUACAUCUAGUUAAAACUGUAAUUUGUUCUUUAUAAUCUACAUAGUAGAUACUUGAUGCUAAUAAAUUCAAUUAAAAACUCCAACAAGCAAAUAGAUUUGUUUUUAUAUUACAAUUCACAGAGUUGAAGUGAAAAUGUAGCAGAGGCUGCUAUUGAUAUAAAA